UGUAUCUUUUUAAAUGGGUAUUUGUUUCUUGAAGAUUUUGUUAGCGAACAACUGUAAUUUGAGGAGUGCGUCCAGCACCAAACGGGCAGCUAGCUCUGAUGGGAUAUUUUAACCUAGUUCUGCACAGGCGCUCCAGGUUUUCGCGGUAGUAAUAAUCGGAAACAAAUUCAGGUUUCGGUAUAGGCCUACGCAAGACUCCCUGCAAAUGCUUCAAGAUGGUUUGGUGCAAAGGAAUUGUUCUUGUAUUUGGGAUUUUGGCGUUCUUUUGUGGAUCAAUACUUGCUGUUUUAGGUCCUGGAGACAAAUAUAAUGGAUAUCAAGUUUGGCGCGUAGUACCUACCAACGUAGACCAAAUCAGAAGUCUCAUUAAACUCGAGCACAACUUCGAUGGAUUCGAUUUAGUCGACUUCUGGAGAGAGGCGACACCGUCGUCGCUUCACCGUCCGGUCGACAUCAUGGUUCCACCGAGCCUACGCAAUAACCUCCGUGACAUCCUGACGUCCCUUUCUCUCGACAUCGAAAUCAACAUCCCUGACGUUGGAGCUCUAGUGACUGGCCAGAUGUCAGAGAUUCAAACGAGACGCGCGAACGAGCCAGUCGGUACAGCAGCCCUGUCAGAUUUCGACUACACACGGUACCACACUUACGACGAGAUCCAGCAGUGGGUAUCAGAUAUUGUGACAGAGUACAGUGACAUCACAUCUCACUUUUUGCUUACAACGUCAUAUGAAGGAAGGCCAAUCAAUGGAUUCCGAAUCAGAGGAAGAAACAGUGUUGCCAGUGAUCCUCCUCCCCCAGCGGUGUGGUUUGAGGGCGGUAUACACGCCAGAGAGUGGAUCAGCCCAGCCACCGUUAUGUGGUUUACAGCACAGCUUCUACAAGAUUAUGAAGACGGUGAUGAAUUGGCUAUGAGUAUGUUUGAUAACAUGGACUGGUACAUCGUCCCAUCUCUCAAUCCAGAUGGCUACACCUACACUUGGACUAACGACCGACUUUGGCGAAAGACCAGAUCGGAUAAUCUAGACAGCACAGGUAGUGGUUGCAGGGGAGCCGAUCCGAACCGCAACUUCCCUUUCGGAUGGGCCGGAAACGGUACCAGUCCAUUCCCGUGUUCUAACAUCUAUCACGGCAAAUCGGCUCUCUCCGAACCCGAAGUCGAUGGCGUUGUCGAAUAUCUUCGCAACCUGAAGGCUAAUAACCAGAACUUCCUCAUCUUCCUCGAUUGGCACAGCUACGGACAAUACUUCCUCUCUCCGUGGUCGUACUCUGCCUACGCCCCAAACCCUCCCGAUUACGACGCCAUGAUGGCAAUGGGUAAGGCAGCGAGUGAUGCCAUAGCAGCCGUGCACGGUACGGUCUUUCAGAGUGGCUCAUCCAUUGAACUUCUGAACGAGGCAGCAGGAUCCAGCAAAGAUUGGGGAUACGUCCCGUACGAUGAGACCAGCAAGUUUAGGGGUGGUCUUGGUGCCAAGUACUCUUAUACUGUGGAACUUCGUGACAAGGGAACCUAUGGUUUCCUGCUGCCCGAGGACCAGAUUCAACCCGUAGGGGAAGAGAUGUAUGCUGGGGUCCGAGCCAUCGGGGAUUACAUUCUUAGAGAACUUGGCUUUAUUCCGUAGCUUCCAGGUCUUCGUUACACAAAGUUUGGCCAUCAAUGGCGAAACAAACUGCCUCCGUUAUAAUUCCCAUCUAAACAUUCUUCUGCAAACCAUAAAAAAUAUAUGUCUUACCAACAACACUAUCCAACGUUUUAAGAGGACAACUUGAAUCAGCCCUUGUUGAAAAUACAUCAGGGAGUUAGGACAUAACAUUAAAUGUGACUAGUCACCCCCCUCCAAAAAAAAAAGUCAGGGAAUGUUCUCUGUAAAUAACCAUAAUGUCAACUUGGUCUUUAAAAAUGAAAACAGUUGUUAAACUAUAUCUGAAAGAAUGAUUAUUCUUCACACUGUCUUUUUACUGUAAAUGUAAAGAUCAGAGAGGACAUUUCAUGCUUUUGUGAACCCCAAACUUCGAACUUUGUUUUCUCUAGCUUUGAAGCUCUCAUUGAAUCUUGUUUAAACAUUCAUUAAAAUACUUUUGCGAGUUAUAUUUGAGCAAUUGAUUUACAUAACGUAUGUUAAUUAGAAAAACUUAUUACCUUUACAAUUAUUUAUCGUGUACAAAAUUGUAUUGAACGGUAUGCUGUUGAUAAAAUAAACAUUUUCCCCUAUUUUACCCGACAUACACGUAUACUGAUGUUCACAAUGUACUGGUCGUUUAUUUUGGAAUUGAUUAAUCUAUACGUAUACAUUUACUACAACCUAUAUGGAUUUAUUCCUAAUAAACCUGGAUUGAACUUGGAUGUCAACAAUGGAUAUAUUUAUACCAUAUUUCCCGUCAACUCUGUCCAAACAGAUAAUCUUGAAAUUAGGAAUUCAGAUCACUUUUUGUUGAAUGUAAAAUAUUGAUCUCAAAUAACUUUACUUUCAAAAUGGGAUUAGUCUAAAUUUUUCAUUAAAAAGCCAGUUUCCUUUGCGUGACAAUGGCGAGUUCUUGCACUACAACUCAGGACGAAUUCUAGAGCACAGUAAAUGUAUUGAAAAUGCACGUCAAAUGACAAUGAACAGCUGACAUAUCUUUGUGAAAUAUUGGUGACAAAAAAUGUAAUAUAAUUUGUCCAGACUCUAGGACGAAGCUUUGUUAUGAUUUACCAAUUUUCGACAAACACUUUCUUGGAUGCUCAUUGUCAUGAAGGGCAUUUGCCAAUACAUUUUCUAUGUUCUUAAAAGCGUUAUGUGUCGUGGUGCGAACAUCCAUUUGACAUUAAGACGUAUUUAAAGGUAGGCCUUUCUCACUAUUAAAGUCGACUGUCAAACAUUA
Lytechinus variegatus (green sea urchin) is the source of this 2859-nucleotide messenger RNA. RefSeq names its product carboxypeptidase B-like. Gene Ontology annotation, molecular function: metallocarboxypeptidase activity; zinc ion binding. The transcript has 10 exons. Bases 216 to 1619 code for a protein of 467 amino acids. Gene Ontology annotation, biological process: proteolysis. The record is from RefSeq and is a predicted model, not a curated record. Lineage: Eukaryota; Metazoa; Echinodermata; Echinoidea; Temnopleuroida; Toxopneustidae.